Rhinichthys klamathensis goyatoka is the source of this 1376-nucleotide messenger RNA. RefSeq names its product ATCAY kinesin light chain interacting caytaxin a (gene atcaya). The transcript is spliced from 11 exons. Gene Ontology annotation, biological process: apoptotic process. Gene Ontology annotation, cellular component: cytoplasm. Lineage: Eukaryota; Metazoa; Chordata; Actinopteri; Cypriniformes; Leuciscidae. The record is from RefSeq and is a predicted model, not a curated record. The coding region runs from base 26 to 1030 and encodes 334 amino acids.
UAGGCCACUUCCUGCGGAGGGUGACAUGGACUCUUCCUGCGCCCUGAGCGAGGGGAGAACUUCUCCCCCAAACUCUCUCCUCAUUGGUGGAGCCGGAGGGGGCGGAGCUCACCGGAAGCGGCGCACGCUGGUGGCGCCGGAUAUGAACGUGUCUUUGGACCAGAGCGAAGGGUCCUUGCUCUCCGAUGACUUCCUGGAUACGCCUGAUGAUCUGGAUAUUAAUGUGGAUGAUAUCGAGACGCCCGAUGACACAGACUCGCUCGAGUUUAUAACCAACGGCAAUGACCUGGAGUGGGAGGAUGACACCCCCGUGGCCUCAGUUAAAGCUCCUCCUGCUGACAGUGAGGCUGAUGGAGAAGGCCUGGACGGGACGGGGGUCAGCGGGCGUCUGUGGAGGACCGUCAUCAUCGGGGAGCAGGAACACCGCAUCGACAUGCAGGUCAUACGACCCUAUCUGCGCGUCAUAUCGCAUGGAGGAUACUAUGGCGAGGGCUUGAACGCCAUUAUUGUGUUCACAGCGUGUUAUCUCCCCGACAGCAGCUGCCAGGAUUACCACUACCUGAUGGAAAACCUCUUUCUGUAUGUGGUGAGCAGUCUGGAGAUGCUGGUGGCCGAGGAUUACCUGAUCAUCUACAUGAACGGAGGAACGCCGCGGAGUAAGAUGCCCGGGAUCAGCUGGCUGAAGAAGUGCUAUCAGAUGAUCGACAGACGACUGAGGAAAAACCUAAAGUCUCUGAUCAUCACUCACCCUUCCUGGUUUAUCCGGACAGUCCUCGCAAUUUCCAAACCCUUCAUCAGUGUGAAGUUCAUGAACAAGAUCCGCUACGUGCACAGCCUGGAGGAGCUGGAAAAGAUUGUUCCUAUGGAUCAUAUUCAGAUCCCAGAGUGCAUCUUACAAUUUGAAGAGGAAAGAAUCAAUGCUAGAAAAGAGAGAAUGGAGCAGGAACAGAAAGAACAACAGCAUCAAGAACAGCAACAGAAGCCAACCAAUCCAGAGAGGACAACAACGACCGAAGAGCCUGGACUCUGAGCGGGACGAGCUUGAAUGUUCUUGUUGCUGAUCUUGGACCAUUUGUCAUAUUCCCAAAUUAUUCAUAUACAUAUUAGACGACGCAAAACUAGUUUCAGAUCAGCAACAAAGCAGAAACUUGAAUUGCGAGUAAACGUUGCUGUUUUCGGUAUCGGGAUGUACCAUCAUGCAUUGUAGCCUCUUUGCAGUUAACGCUUUUUUAAAUAGGCUGCUUUCUGAGAAUGUCAUGUGACCUGGCUUUAAUUGACGGAUGUGUCGGCUCAGGAUUUGAUUGCUGGUGCAUGUGCUUCUCUGUGUAUGCGCUCAAAUCCAAUGUGACUUUAUUCCAGUUCGCCCGUUCUGUUUG